This is a messenger RNA of Striga asiatica, 3609 nucleotides long. The record is from the annotation of a GenBank genome assembly. Lineage: Eukaryota; Viridiplantae; Streptophyta; Magnoliopsida; Lamiales; Orobanchaceae.
AAGACUAACCAUGAUUAACUGCUAAACUUGUAGUUAAUUAUUAAAUAAACACAACACUAAUAGCAAUCAUUUUUUCCACUCAUCAGAGUUGAGCAAUAACCUCCAAAAGAAAAGAAAAAGAGGAAGAAAAGAAAAGAGGAGCACAGAACAAAACAAACACAAACUCACACGCACAAACAUCAGAUGUUUAUGUACUUUCUUGGAAAAAUCCAUAAAACAAAUUGAAUCCCUUUGUUGAGUUGCUAGAAGGAGAAUAUUGAUUACAUUUCAUCAUUGUCUGGAUUCAUUUCAAGAAAAUCCAUUGCCCAUUUUUUGUUGACCUGUUUUGACCUUUUUUCUGAAGUUUAUGUUAAUCUGUGGCUUAUUCAAGAUUGAUCCGCGAAUGGCGGUGGAGGAGGAGGAGAAAAUCCGAGGAUUAGGUAUAUAGUGAGAUUUUCUAGGGAUUGUAGUUACAGGGUUUGCAUUUGUCAAAGGUGUCAGCAUUGUUGAUCGAGAGUUUAGAUACAGUUAUAAGAGGCGUCAAAAUUGGUUAGUGAUGGAAUCAAGAAUGGAUCAGUAUGAGAUCAUGGAGCAGAUUGGCCGUGGAGCUUUUGGGGCCGCCAUUUUGGUUAAUCACAAGCUGGAAAGGAAAAAGUAUGUGCUGAAGAAGAUUCGAUUAGCUCGCCAAACAGAACGUUGCCGGAGAUCGGCUCAUCAAGAGAUGGCAUUAAUUUCACGUAUACAGCAUCUUUACAUUGUAGAGUUCAAGGAAGCUUGGGUAGAGAAGGGAUGCUAUGUUUGCAUAGUUACUGGCUACUGUGAGGGUGGUGACAUGGCUGAGCUAAUGAAAAAGGCGAACGGCCAGUAUUUUCCUGAGGAGAAAUUGUUGAAAUGGUUUUCUCAACUACUAUUGGCUGUUGAGUAUCUGCAUUCUAAUUUCGUUCUUCACCGGGAUCUCAAAUGUUCGAAUAUCUUUCUUACCAAAGAUGAAGAUGUUCGCCUUGGUGAUUUUGGACUUGCUAAAACUUUGAAGGCAGAUGAUUUGGCUUCUUCGGUAGUUGGAACUCCUAAUUACAUGUGUCCCGAACUUCUUGCUGAUAUUCCUUAUGGAUUUAAGUCUGAUAUAUGGUCUCUAGGAUGCUGUAUGUACGAAAUGGCUGCUCACCGACCUGCAUUCAAGGCUUUUGACAUGGCGGGGUUAAUUAGCAAGAUUAAUCGGUCAUCUAUGGGACCUUUGCCCCCUUGUUACUCCCCAUCCUUGAAAUCUCUAAUCAAGAGCAUGCUCAGGAAAAACCCCGAACACCGGCUAAGUGCAUCCGAGCUUCUCAAGAACCCAUAUCUGCAGCCAUACAUCUACCAAUACCGUCCAAUUUCCAUUUCGCCCCAAAAACCUCUUUCCGGAUCUCGCGAGAGCAGAAGGAGCAUGGCCGAGAGCCAGAGCAGCAACAGUUCUUGCAGCGAUAGGGACAGCUUGGUAAUUAUGCCGAACGAGACCAACAACAUUUCAAACCGCAAUCAUCAUAACAAAACCGUCGAUACAGACUCAGCUUCCAUUAAUGGUGAUGAUGAUGAUGAUGACCAUGAUCAUAAGGACUUGGGUUGUAACGGAACAAAGCAGCAUCCCAAGACAAUAAAGAACAUCAUGAUUGCUUUGAAAGAAGGGAGGAAUAGAGAGAAUAGUUCUCCCAUGAGAACCCACCAUGUUAAAACCGGCAUCAACAAUCAGAGAAUAAUUGUGGAAGCAUCUCCUAGGGUUGCGAAACCGGGCCCCAUUAAUUACGGUCAUCAUAAGGUUAGUGCUGAGGCCCCAUAUUCCAAGGCGAACUCGGAAUCUUCUAAGCGAAUGCAGGGAUCUCCUUCUCUGAAGCACCAGAUGUAUUCGUUUCUGUUUUCCAACUUGUACACUUCUCCAGGGCAAUUUUUACCCAUGAUGGAAACCCCACCAAAGACCAAAGCUAGACAUGAAGGGAUCCCCCCAACGGGCCCAACAAAGCCCGUCACUGAAGAAGGAUUGCCAAUCAGUACAAAGCAGAAAACUCCACUAACCCUGUCUAGACGACCCUCGUUAUCGACCCGAAUACAUCAACCAAACGAAGCCAAUGACCCAAACGAGGCUACGAAAUCUGAGCCUCAUUCAUCAUCAUACGGUUCACAGAUAACAAGGGAAGUCAUGCAGCAUUCGAAAAGGUCAGUAGGGCCCCACCCAAAGAGGAUCCAAACGGACAGCACCAAUUCGGCAUCUUCCUCUGUAUGUGAUGAUACAUUCCAAAAUGAUGGUCACGAGCAAGCCAAGAAAGUAGAGGCCAUUGAGGUCCUCCGCUCGUCAUUUCCAGAAAAGAUGGAAAAUUGCUUCAAGGAGAAAAAAUGGGAAAUUAAACAGCGAGAAGCCGAAGUCGAAAUUAACGACUCCAGGUCAGACAUCUCCACCACUUCUUCGUCUCACUCUGAAAGACCGAAAAAUGAAAGGCUCGGAAACAAAAAAAAUGAAUCAACCAUGUGUUCGGCCGAUACAUUGUUAAUUCAACAACACGUGGAUCACAAAGAUGAUAUGGACAUGAAGAAUGCGCACGAUGAGAACGUGAAUUCUUCCUCUAUUGAUAACGCGGAUGACAAAGAUAUGGUCGUGAAGAAUGUGGCUGACGAGAAUGCUGGUUUUGUUAUUGAUAAGGGCAUCGGCCAGUUUUGUGAUGAUUUACCUACCAAUAAUCUCGUGAGAAAUUCGAGCAUUAUUUCUUUAGCAUCCAGUGGUGACGAUAAUGAUAAGUUCAUUGUGAAGAACUUUUCUACAGACAUAUGUCCCAGAGUGCAAAAUGAAAAUAACGAGAAGACAACAAUCGAGCCCACUCACCCAGUGCUUGAUGGAACUGAUGUGAUACAUCCUGAAAAUUCCCUUUCCGAGUUGGAUGUCUCCAAAAACCCUAUCACAAAGGAAAUAGACAUGAAGACUCCAAACCCAAAUCCAUCUUCACUUACAGUUGCAAAGUCGGAUUCGUUCGAAACAGUAAAAGCAAGCCCGUCAUCGGCCCAGGAAGAAGGCCCGCCGCCGGUGAAAGAGACUUUGGACGUGAAUUCGUUCAGACAGAGGGCAGAUGCACUCGAGGGGUUGCUGGAACUGUCAGCUGACUUGCUGCAGCAAAAUAGGCUGGAGGAGCUCACAGUUGUCUUGAAGCCUUUCGGGAGGGAAAAGGUUUCUCCUAGGGAUACCGCCAUCUGGCUUGCCAAAAGUCUCAAAGGGAUGAUGCUUGAAGAAGGCAGUCGGAAUUCAUGAGGUACCUGGUAUUUUUUUUUUAUUUUCCUUGCUCAUUUUAGUUGAGGUUGGUGAUAUAUGUCGAGAUGACUUUUCUUUUGGUUUCGGACGUGAAACUCUUCCGUUUUCUUUCUUUUUCCCCCUCUUUUGUGUUUUCGGAUAUUCGUUCUUUUGUUUUUUUCCAGUAAUGCACUUGCGUGAUGUACAUAACGAUACAGUUCGAUAUCGUUUUUCGCCUAAUCUGGCUAAAUUUAUGAACAACUUGGUGGUUGAAUGUUGAGAAAGAACUUGUGCUUCAUUAUGGUUUUGUUGUCUCAUUCUAAGUUUUUUUGUGGCUGUUGAUGUAAGAAAUUUCUCCAAUCUUAGGUUUUAUCAGAUUUGUU